GCAGUGGGCGGUCUUUGCUGGGAUAAGGGGACGAGUGCGGGCUACUGUCGUUGGGGAGCAAGAAAUUAUUUAUAGAGUAAGUAUGCUAAUAUUGAAUAAGACAGUGGGAGUUUUUUCUAAACAGUCAAAAAGGAACGUUUAUGAAUUUUUAAGAAGUUUUAAUAUUUAUCCCGGACCACCAUUUCUUCAUAAACUAGUAUUGGGAAUUGAAACUAGUUGUGAUGAUACAGCAGCUGCUGUGGUGGAUGAAACUGGAAAUGUUCUGGGAGAAGCAAUACAUCACCAAACUGAAGUUCAUUUAAAAGGGAGAGAGUUUCACAUGGUGUUGCCCCAGGCUAGAGUGCCAUGGUGUCAGUUAAGCUCACAGAAACCUCAAGUGAUCCUCCUGUCUCAGCCUCUCAAGUGGCUGGGACUACAGGCAUCUGCCACCAUGCACAGAACAGGUGGGAUUAUUCCUCCAGUUGCUCAACAGCUUCACAGAGAAAAUAUUCAACGAAUAGUGCAAGAAGCCCUUUCUGCCAGUAGAAUCUCUCCAAGUGAACUUUCAGCAAUUGCAACUACUAUAAAGCCAGGACUUGCUUUAAGCUUGGGGGUAGGCUUAUCAUUUAGCUUACAGCUAGUAGACCAGUUUAAAAAGCCAUUCAUUCCCAUUCAUCAUAUGGAGGCUCAUGCCCUUACUGUUAGGUUGACCAAUAAAGUAGAAUUUCCAUUUUUAGUUCUUUUGAUUUCUGGAGGUCACUGUCUACUGGCAUUAGCUCAAGGGGUUUCAGAUUUUCUGCUUCUUGGGAAGUCUCUGGAUAUGGCACCAGGUGACAUGCUUGACAAGGUGGCAAGAAGACUUUCUUUAAUAAAACAUCCAGAGUGCACUACCAUGAGUGGUGGGAAAGCUAUAGAACAUUUGGCCAAACAAGGAAAUAGAUUUCAUUUUGAUAUCCAACCACCCAUGCAACGUGCUAAAAAUUGUGAUUUUUCUUUUUCUGGACUUCAACAUGUUAUCAAUAAAAUAAUAACACAAAAGGAAAAAGAGGAAGAUAUUGAGAAGGGGCAAAUCCUGUCUUCAGCUUCAGACAUUGCUGCCGCAGUACAGCAUGCAACAGCAUGCCACAUUGCAAAAAGAACACAUCGAGCUAUUCUGUUCUGUAAGCAGAGAGAGUUGUUAUCUCAAAGUAAUGCAGUACUGGUUGUAUCUGGAGGUGUUGCAAGUAAUUCGUAUAUCCGCAAAGCUCUGGAGAUCGUAACCAGUGAGACACAGUGCACUUUGUUGUGUCCUCCUCCCAGACUGUGCACUGAUAAUGGCGUUAUGAUUGCAUGGAACGGUAUUGAAAGAUUACGUGCUGGCUUGGGCAUCUUACACAACACAGAAGGCAUCCGCUAUGAACCAAAAUGUCCUCUUGGAGUAGAUAUAUCAAAAGAAGUUGGAGAAGCUGCCAUAAAAGUACCACGAUUAAAAAUGAAGAUUUGAUUUUUGCUUUUCAAAAAGAAAUUCCUAAAGUCUAGGUAAAGAAUGGAUUAUAGCAAGACCCUCAGACUGAAUGGAGGAAACUGAGCGAAGUGGAUGAAGAAAAAGCAAGGCUUUAAAGGACACAGUGAAACCUGGCUUGCUUCAUAGCUCUCUGUAGCUGUAAACUAGAACUAGAAGGACAAAUAAUUGAACCUGUUGGAAACAUUGCUCUUUGAGCAAAGACAUCAUAUUGAUACCGGAAUUUCACUCUUCAGUAGGUCCUUGGUCUCAGGGAUUCGAAGAAUGAACCCACGGACCACAGAUUAGUGGUAAGAUUAGGACUUUUAUUAGAAGUUAGAAAGGAAUACAGAAAAGCACUAGAGCUUAUGAAAUGGGGAAAGAACUGAAGAACUCUCUCUAGAGUCUCCAUGUGGGCUCUUUUAUGUAGGGGUCUUAAGUCUAGAGGAUUACACAUGAUCAGCAGUUGGUAGAUGGAAAAACAUCUCUUAAAAGUUAGUGCAUUAACGAAUGAAUGUAGUUCCUCCUUCACUAGGGCGAGGUUGUCAGGUCCUUUACAGUCUUUGUCCCUGAGAAAGGAUUAGGGUGUGUACUCCUACCCAAGGUGGAACCACCCAAAAAACCAUCACAGGCUGCUUUGUUCAUGAUCUUAUCAGAGUCUAGAGGAUGUGUCCCGAAAAAGGCAGUCUGCUUGUGCCUGGAAAUGGGGGUCUGACUUCUGAGCUCAACUGGGCCUAGAGAAUGGGGGAGCACCCUGUCUAGCCCUGAGUGGUGGAAUCCUGUAUCAAUAUGAUUCUUUUUUUUUUUUUUUUUUUAGAGACAAAAGUUUCACUUCGUUGCCCUUGGUAGAGUGCUGUUGCGUCAGAGCUCACAGCAACCUCCAACUCCUGGGCUUAGGUGAUUCUCUUGUUUCAGCUUCCCAAGUAGCUAAGACUACAGGCACCUGCCUCAAGGCCCGGCUAUUUUUUUAUUGCAGUUUGGCCAGGGCCGGGUUCGAACCCACCACCCUCGGUACAUGGGACCGGCUACCCACUGAGCCACAGGUGCUGCCCCAACAUCGUAUGAUUCUAAGCCACAAAGAAUAUUACCCUUCCAGCUGCAAACCAAAGACAUUCUCUGUAUAUAUGGAAGGUUGGAUGUGGUGGCUUGGGCCUGUAAUCCUAGCUAUGUAGGAGGGUCAAUUGAGGCCAGGAGUUUGAGAAGAACCUGGGCAACAUAGCAAGACCUCGUCUCUAAAAUAACAAAUAAAUAAAUAGAAUUA
This is a messenger RNA of Nycticebus coucang (slow loris), 2720 nucleotides long. It is a transcript of the gene OSGEPL1, whose product is annotated as O-sialoglycoprotein endopeptidase like 1. Bases 83 to 1462 code for a protein of 459 amino acids. NCBI's taxonomy places the organism in Eukaryota, Metazoa, Chordata, Mammalia, Primates, Lorisidae. Gene Ontology annotation, biological process: tRNA threonylcarbamoyladenosine modification. The transcript has 10 exons. Gene Ontology annotation, cellular component: mitochondrion. The record is from RefSeq and is a predicted model, not a curated record.